Molecule: messenger RNA, 7394 nt
Organism: Saccostrea echinata
Lineage: Eukaryota; Metazoa; Mollusca; Bivalvia; Ostreida; Ostreidae
Product: nucleoprotein TPR-like
Exons: 24
Coding region: 371-6790 (2139 amino acids)
Source: RefSeq, a predicted model, not a curated record
UGCAUUUUGUGAGGAUAAGAAUAUUACUUGCAUCAGUGAUAUUAGCUCUGGAAAAGAAUUUAUAGACUUCAUUUCAAAACAUGAUUGUUCAAGGAACAUUAAUAAUAUACAAUCAAAAGAAGCCAGUUUUGCUCUAAUUAGAGAGACAUUAGAAGGUAUCUAUGCUACUGACCUAUCUCGGACUGGCUCAAUUAUUGACUUUUCAGCAAUUUUUAACCUGAACACUGAUCCAGAAAUUCUAGAGUUUGAACUUGCCAAGAUACUGCUGGCCCUAAUUGGAGCCUACUUUCAGCCCACAAAUGGAGAUGUGGGAGUAUUUGCUAAGAUUGCCUUGACACUACCAGCAGACAAACAGGCCCAUUUCCUACAGAUGCUAGAGCAUAUACUCAGUAAAGACUUAGAUGAGGAAUUUGUGGCAGUUUUAUCCAAAAAAUUAGAUUCUGAUCCAGAUGGUGCUCUUUUCUUGAAACUAGUGACAAGCCAUCCACGCCCACUAGAGACCUCAACACCCUUGCUGGAACAGUCAUUCAACUUUGCCAGUAGAUGCAUCAAUGGCUCCAUGAGAGACAGUCCUGCCCCUCUCCAUCAGCACAAUACCAGCGUGGGUAACCUUUCUGUACUGGAGAUCAAUUCCCCUCUGCGUAUGAUGUCCCUCAAUUCAUCGCCUGCCCCCACCUCUUUUGGGGACCUCAUGCAGUCACCUCAACUCAUGCAGAAGGCACAGCUUCGACAGAAGGACAGAGAAAUCAAGAGACUAGAAUUUAAUCUCCGCAGUGAGCAGCACCUAAGAUGUGAAUUGGAAAUGGACCUUAAAGAAAAAUGUUCUACACUGGAACAAAAAGAAUUAAAUAUCAGGGAGCUUGAGGCUACCAUAAAGGAACAGAGAAAACUCCGAGAUGCUGUUGAUGAGCUGCACCAAGUCAAGAAUCUAAACGAAAAACUGAAUCAAGAUUUACAAAGUUGCAAGGCUAAAGUUACAGAUUUUCAAGAACUGAAACAGCAGAAGGAGUACUUUGAAAAGCAGUAUGAAGAAACUCUGGCCCAGUUUAAUCAGAUGGAAGAGGCUAUGCGAAGCCUGGAAUCUCUGAAACAGAGUCACGAAAAACUCCGCGGUAAAUGCCACAAACAGGAAGUAGAAAUCUCUGUUCUACAGACUACUCUCCAACACAGGGCCGAGGAAAUCGAGGCCCUCAAAGGGGAACUGUCUACUAUGAACGAAGCCCGACAGUGUGCCAUUCAGCAGUUCAGUGACAUGAAGAAGGAAAAAGAAGAACUGGAGGAAAUGUUUGCUGCAAAUGGAAUGGGUGGAGGUAUUGGAGAGAGUAUGGGCGUGGUGACAGACAUAAGGAUAAGAGACUUAGAGGCAGAGUUAUCUCAACUGAAAUCCUCCUGGAUUGACCCUGUAGUACAUGAUCAAGUCAGAAAGGAUCUGCUAGAGAUGACAGAAGCCAAGGAGACUUAUCAGACAAAGUUUUCAGAGGUUCACAAAGAACUGCUGGCAGUUCAGAGUGAAUUGGACACCACAAAGUCCCAAGUCACUAGUCUUGAAUCUCAGCUGUUGGAGAGUCGGCAGAUCUCCCAGGGGCAGGAGGAAACCAUCAAGUCCCAGGCCAUGAAGCUCAGAGAACAACAGGAAACACUGACAGCGGUCAAAUCGUCCGAGGAAAGUCUGCAGACUCUCAGUCAUGACUUGGAGGAAUCUAUGACUACUCUAAAGAAAGAACUGGCCAGAAGUCAGGCAGAGUACAAGUUGCUGACAGAGGAGUUUGAGAAUGAAAAACAAAUAUAUGAGAGCAGAAGGCAGACAAUAACAUCAUCAUAUGACACGGUUCAGUCUGAAAAAAGGAGUCUGGAGCAAACAUUCAGUAAAGAGAAAGCCUCACUGACAAGUCAGAUAGAAGAACUUCAAGCCAGACUCAACUCACAAACUGAGCAGGCUCGUACCUCAGAGGAGACGUUGAAAACUAAACUUGCUGCAGCACAAAACACAGUGAAACAGACCGAAAUUAUUCUAGAGAAUGAGCGAUGGACUAAAGACAAUUACAUAAAGGCACUGAAAGAGGAAAUGACACAGUUAAAAGAGGAAAUUCAGCAGACUGAAGAAAAAUUGAAUUCUGAGAUACAGGUGUUGUCCUCAAAUUCCAGACAGAAAGAGGAGUCCGCUCAAAGGGAAAUUGCACAAAGGGAUCAAAGCAUUGAUGAACUGAGGCAGCAGUUGGAGAUCUCAAGGCUACAGAGCAGAGAGCAACAAGAUCAGUAUCAAGAGGAAAAAGAUCGCCUCACCCAAGAUCUCGAACAAGUCCGCAAUGAGAAUGAGAGGCUGAAAACCGACUGUGCAAAUUUCCAAGAGAAAAUUGAUAACAUGAGCAUGAAAGCCAAGUCUCAAGUAGAGGAACUUCAGAGCCAGAUUUCAUCUUGGCAAGAUAAAUAUCAAUGGAGUGUUCAUGAUAAUCAGAUGUCUGUGGAGCAGUUGAGUGAAUGCAAAGCUAAACUAGAAGAAGAGGGUCAGGCAUUGGAGUCCUGCAGAACUGAAUUAUCAGCAGAAAAGGAGAAAAAUGUUCAACUCAGUAGCAGGAUCAGUGGUCUUGAAAGUGAACAUGAGACUCUACAAAAAUCUUUGAGUUGUAUGAAUCUAGAAAAUGAACAAUAUAAAAAUGAAAUUCUUGAACUGAAAGCUAGUUACCAAAAUUUGGAAUCCGAUAUGCAGAAUACUGUGGAUAGUUUGAAGAAUGACAUUUCCAAUUUUUCUUCAAAGAACAAAAAGUUACAAAGUGAAUUUGAAGAUCUUCAAAUUUCAUCAAUGGAGAAAGAACAAAAAUUGAAGAAGGAAUUAAAUAGGUUAGAGCAGACAAGUAAUGACCUGGAGAGUCGUUUACAACAAGAAAUUAAUUUCCACCAGGAACAACUCAGACAACAUGAGGUAGCAAGUGAACAGAAUCAGAAAAUUAAUAUAGAAGUGGCAAGAUUACAACAGCAGUUAAAGCAUAGGGAGACAGAGCUUCAAACAGCAAGGGAGGAGGUACAGAGGAAACAAGACUUACUGGAGGAAAACAGUGGCCAGAUGGCACUGGUCAAGAAGGUCGCAGAGGUCAAGCAAGCAGAUAAUGAAGAACUUCAGCAGAAAAUCCAGCAACUGGAAAAGAAAAUGAAAGAAAUGAAAGAAAAAGAAUGUGAGCUUAACAAAACACAGAACAGACUGAAGGCUGAGAGGGAUCAGUUUGAAAAACAUCUGCAAGACAAGGAGACUACUGUUGGACAACUCCACAGAGAAAUUGAUGCCCUUGAAGUUGAAAAGAACAAGCUGAAUGGUUUGGUAGCCAACUUGAGGAGCAGCUUGGGAGAUGUUCGUGGCCAAAGAGAUGAACUGCAGACACAGGUAGAUCAGCUAAGUGCCGAGAAUGCCAAACAAAUCAAAAUUAUCUCUGACCAUGAAGAAGAAGCCCAGAGUUUACAGCAGAAGAUAACAAGUUUACAUGAAGAAGUUGAUUCUUUAACCAACCAAACCAUAACUAGUAAGGCUAUCAUCCAACAAUCUGCCUCUGAAUGUGAAAGACUGAAAGAAAAAAGCAGCAGACUGGAGGCCGAAAUUCAGGAUCUGUCAUGUCGUUUGGAUGAUCAAACCCAACAAAGGGAGUCCCUCCACAGCAAAAAUCAGGAUCUAGAGGCUCAGAUCAUUAACCUUCACAAUAGCCUGGGAACUGAGAAAGAAAGCUUACAGACAAUUGUCGAUGAGAAAGAGGAGGCCGAGAAAAUGGUUGAGGCCAUAACGGGGAAAAUAAACAGUCUUCAAGCUGAUCUCAGUUCCAACAGAGAAGAAUUUAGAAAGGUGCUUGAAGAGAGAGACCAGUGUAUUAAGCAACUGGAAGACAGUAAUUCAAAACUUGGCAGUGAAAAAGUCAUAUCUCAAAGACUCCUUCAAGAAAAAAGUGAUCUGGAUAAAAUAAUACUGGAUUUGAAUGAAAAUGCUAAACAACUUCAACAUUCUUUGGAGCAGAUGAGGUUGGAAUACUCAAAUACAACGAGUGCAUUGGAAACCUUGACAGCUAAGAACAGUGAUGUUGAAAAUGAAUUAAAAUUGAAAGUUGAAGAAUGUCAGGAUUUCAUAAAAGAAAAGGAGAGUUUAUGUGGAAUGAUAGAGACAUUAGAAUCCUCUGUUAACCAGAUGUCAUCUCAACAGGAAGAAAAUCGUAAUCAAUUUAGUGAAAUGUGUGAUAAAUUCAGUGAAGCAACUAAGCAACUUGAAUGCAAAGAAGAGGAGCUUGAGAAAUUAAAAUCAGAAUAUGAAAAGUCCAUAGAGAAAAAGAAUCAAGUCACAAAUGAAUAUGAAGAGCAGAUCAGGCUAACUUGUGAGGAACACCAGAAGAAGGUUUCAUCUUUAAAAGAAGAAAUUUCACAAGUGAAUCAAAAGAGUGAAGAAAAAUUAAAGAGUUUGAUUGCUGACUAUACAGCAAGCAAUCACGAACUUAAAGAGGCUCGGCACAGGCACAUGACAAUGGAGAGGAAAAUAGCAGAACUUGAGAAACUGUGUAAUGUAGAAAGAGAGGCUAAGAAGGAAAUGAAAGUCAUGUUUGAGAAAACAGUGCAGGAACUGCAGGGAGAUGUGGAGUUUCAAACAAGGAGGAACCAGGAGUUAGAGAAUCAAGCUCACAAGAGACUAAAGGAAACGGAGUGUUACUGGAGAGCACAGCUGGAGCAGUUGGAGAGCGAGUAUUCCAGAGCUUCUGAGGAGGUCAAAGAAAACUACAGCUCAGAAAUCACAGAGAAACUGGAGCAGGUGACGAGUCGCUAUGAGGCCAUUGUGGCAGAGAAAGAGGGCAUGUUAAGUAAUCAAAGGCACAUGUUCCAAGAUAGGGUGACUCAUCUGGAGGGUAGGGUUGCCCAGAGACAGAGGGAGCUAGAGGAAAUGAGAGAGAAAAACAGAAAAUUGGAGGAUCUUCUUACUGAGGAACUGAACAGCCACAAGGAGCUGAAGACAAUUACCAGUGAACUGAGGUCCAAAAUUACAGAGAAAGACAAUGCAAUCAAGGAACGUAAUACGGCUGUGGCUCAGUUACAGAGGACAGUGAAUGAAAAGGAGGUGGAAAUUGGCAAUUCUCGUCAAAAGAUCUCGGAACUCCAACAAGAUGUUCAGUCCCUGCAGGAUAAGAUUCAGUGUCUAUCGGAGGACAUGGAAAAUCAGACACAUAACACUGGUGACUUACAGAAGGAAUUGGAUGUGUGUAAAGAACAGAGAGAGGCAGCCUUAGCAGAGGUCAACAGUUACAAACAACAGCUUAAUGCAGUAGAAGCUGAAAGAGAUAGUCUACAGGAAGAAAUUGAAGGAUUCUCAGAAAAGUUUGAGAAAUUCCAAGAAAACCUGGAAUAUAAGCUCAAGCAGGCAGAAUUGCAGGUGCUGGAGACCAAAAACCAGAGGGAAAACGCUGAGUUGGGGUUAAAGGAUGAGAUCCAGAGUUGGCAGAAGAAGUUAUUCGAAGAGGAAGAAGCCAAGCAGAGGCUGGAGAAUGAACUGAAACAAGCUCAGACUGAGCAUGAGAAAACCGAAAAAAUGCUGGAGAGCUACAAAAUUCACUAUAGCAAGAAAAAAGAAAUGCUAGAGUUCCAGAACAAGGAAGUAGAGCUUUACAAAAAUAUGAGUCGCGAGUUCCGACAGAAAGCAGAAAAACUCAGUUGCGAUAAUAAGGCACUGAAGAAUACCGUGGAUGAGAUGAAGUCUGAAAUAGCUUCAUACAAAUCUAAGGUGGAAAAGGCAGAGUACAAUGUUUCUCCUUUACAAGAGGAGCUCCAAGCAGAAUGUUUGAAGAACAAAGCUCUCAACAAUGAGAUCCGAAGCCUUAAAGUUCAGUUAGACCAUGCAUCUAGACAGCUACGAGACAUGAACAAGAAUGGUAGUAAGGUUACAGAAAAUGCCGAGUUAUUCACCACUAACAAGGUUAUUGACACAAUCAAAAUGCAAGACCAUGAAAUGGGACAUGCCUUAUUUGGACAGACUGAAACCAAAACAGUUUUGAAACCCCGAGAAGUCCUAGAUUCCUUGGAUGAUUCUAUCUUCAUGGAGUCUCCGCCCAAACCAGAACAUGUUAAAACAGUCAGCAAUAUAACCCUAAAGAGUGAAGCCAUGGAUGCCUUAUCAGAGCGUCGGAUGUCGCUGAGGAGUUAUUCCAAUCGUCUGUCAAGCUCGGAUAUGAACCAGAGUAUGUACAGUACGAGCUCAGCGGCUUCCACUGCCAGUGUACCACGUGGAAUGUUCCACUGCGAGGAUGAACCAGAAGAGUUUGAGUGGAAUCGCCUGACCGAGUUACAGCGGAGAAACACGCUAUGUCUGCCUCACCUCAAAACCUCGUACCCAGUGGAGACCCAGCGAGUCAAGCCUAAAGAAAUCAGUGAUGAUGCACUGCGCUACAGUCUGAUGCCCAGUGGAAGUGGCAAGAAGCGAAAACAGGCACAGUCAAGUGAUGAAGAUGAUUUGAAAUCUAUGCAGUUAAGAAGCAGUAAACAGGCAAAACAUGGCACUAGCCAGCAGAAAUUAGGAGCUUUAACCCCCUCUAAACCAAACACUCCCAAGACACCAUCUAGUUCUAAGAAGUCGAAGAAGACACCUGGCAAACUUCGGACGCCAAAACUCAGUAUGAAUAGAGAAAACUCAUCAUCCAUCAAAAAGUCAAGACUUGGAGGAUUGAAAUUCAGCAUAGGUUUUACGCCCAAGGACAAAAGCAAAGAAAAUGCCAGGAGCACAUCUAAGGCCGAUAGAAAGCCCUUGAAAAGCAAAAAUUGGUUUCAAAUGGGACGUUAGCCAAUUUCGAAGUAGCUGAUCAAUUUAAUAUCCUUGCAAGCCAGGGAAACCUUGCUUUCACUUUCAUUCCUUAACACAGCUUUUCACCAGGAAAAAUUUCUGUGAUAUUUAUUCAAGGACAUACAUUCACUAAAAAUCUGUGUUUUGAAUUGUAAAGAAGAAUAGUGGCAUUGUUAAAUUCUAUUUUAAAAACUGAUACUUUGUAAUUAUUCAGUUGAAAAUGAAAGUUACAAUUCUCUGUACAAAAUGUAAAUUACAUGUAUUUAGUUAUGAUUUUGCUUUAUACUUUGUACAUUGUUAGUAUAAAAUAUGUAUAAAUCUUACUUUUCUCUUGUCCUGGAUAAACUGUAUGUUUGUAUGAUAUGACAGUUCAUUGUAACCUAGAUUCUUCAUAGAGUCGGGAAAGGUUGUGAUGUUUUUUUUAUAUAUGAAUUUAUGUGUCCUUUGUUUUACAGGUGUGUAAAUGGAAUCAUGUUUUACUAGUCAUGUAGAUCUGUGUAGACAUUAUUUAUUGUGUGUAAUCAUGUAUGUUUGCUUAGUAUCUCAGUGCUUAUCUUACUUCAGGCACAUGAAAAAUGGCAGCAGUAAAGGAAGUAAAAAUACA